AUGAUCAUUGACAGUGGAAGUACAGAAAACUAUGUUUCUUCAAAGUUAGUUGAGAAACUUGGUUUACCUGUUACUCUUCAUCCAAAACCGUAUUCAGUUGGAUGGAUAAACAGCUCUUCCACUCAGCAAAUUCAUCAUCAAUGUUUGGUGAAGUUUUCUUUACCUAGGUAUUCAGAUUAUGUUUUGUGUGAUGUUAUUAACAUGACUGCAGCAAGUUUAUUAUUGGGAAGACCAUGGCAGUAUGAUAUUCGUGUUGUUCAUAACUGCUAUGAGAAUACUUAUACCUUUGUUCAUGAAGGGUUUACUAAAGUUCUAUGGGCUUUACAAUCUUCUAAUUCAGUCAAGGAACCAUCAGAUAAGAAGACAAAUGCACUAGUUGCUACCAUUGUUCAUUCUUUACAACCAAAUCAUUCUUUGAGUUCUCAUGAAGCUGAUAAACCAAUGGUGGAAAUUCCAGACAAGGUACAACCUUUAUUAUCUUCUUUCAAUGACUUAUUUCCUACUGAAUUACCCAAUGUUUUUCCUCCAUUAAGAGAUCUACAACAUCAGAUAGACUUUAUACCUGGAACUUCUAUUCCUAAUUAA
Molecule: messenger RNA, 585 nt
Organism: Papaver somniferum (opium poppy)
Lineage: Eukaryota; Viridiplantae; Streptophyta; Magnoliopsida; Ranunculales; Papaveraceae
Exons: 1
Coding region: 1-585 (194 amino acids)
Source: RefSeq, a predicted model, not a curated record